Molecule: messenger RNA, 450 nt
Organism: Phalaenopsis equestris
Lineage: Eukaryota; Viridiplantae; Streptophyta; Magnoliopsida; Asparagales; Orchidaceae
Exons: 1
Coding region: 16-438 (140 amino acids)
Source: RefSeq, a predicted model, not a curated record
CAACUAAUUAGGCUAAUGGCUUCUCAGACAAUUGACAGCCACAGGGAGGGCGCCGAGGUUUUCAAGGGAGAUGAAAUCUGCAGGAAGAAGUCGAUUGAAUUGCUCGAAGAGCUCUGCCUUCCAAAGGGUCUGUUUCCCUUGGAGGACAUUGAGGAAUUCGGCUAUAACCGCACUUCUGGCUUCAUAUGGCUGAUUCAGAAGAAGAAGAAGGAUCAUGUCUUCAAGCAGAUUAAGAGAGCUGUGUCCUAUGCUCCGGAAGUUACUGCCUUUGUUGAGAAGUACAAAUUGAAGAAGUUGACUGGUGUUAAGACGAAGGAGCUCUUGUUAUGGCUCUCUGUUGUGGAGGUCUAUUUGGAAACCCCCACAUCUGAGAAACUCACCUUCAAGACUGGAACAGGACUCUAUGAUAGCUUUAUUGCUUCUGCUUUUGAGCUGUAGAGCUAUCUGAUA